Messenger RNA from Letharia lupina, 1374 nucleotides. RefSeq lists its product as uncharacterized. The transcript has 4 exons. The coding region runs from base 1 to 1374 and encodes 457 amino acids. Gene Ontology annotation, cellular component: cytoplasm; nucleus; protein phosphatase 4 complex. The record is from RefSeq and is a predicted model, not a curated record. NCBI's taxonomy places the organism in Eukaryota, Fungi, Ascomycota, Lecanoromycetes, Lecanorales, Parmeliaceae. Gene Ontology annotation, biological process: protein dephosphorylation. Gene Ontology annotation, molecular function: protein phosphatase regulator activity.
AUGGCGUCAGAUGAUGCACUGUUAGAAGAAUUGACCAAGGAUGGCAAGAUGGACUAUGCAGAGUGGCCUGGCCUACUAGACCGCCUGUUGCCCAGAUUGGACCAUAUCGCCUACAAUGACUUCCCUACGCCAUCGAUACCUUUACCGGGAUCCCUCCCACCGUCGCUGAAAGAAGAACAUGUCUCCGUCAAACGGGAACCGCCAUUGAAGGAGGAACCGUUCAGAGAGAGACCAAGUUUCCAAGAAGAGUCUGGAGAUACGAAACAGGAAGCUCCCGAGAAUGAAGAGCAAGCCGGCAUCAAGGCAGACCCAUCAAUAGAAGACUCAAAAUCGACCAUCAAAACCGAAUCCUCUCCAACAACCGACAAUGCCGCCCUACCACCAGCAAACACCCUCCCACCCCCACUGCUCUCCCUCCUCAGUACCAUUCAAUCCACCCUCCGCUCCGGCUUCCCCACCGCCCCACCUCACACGGCCCAACGCCUUGCCGAGCUUCUCCUCUACCCCACCAACCACUACAAAACGCUGCCCUCCUACCUCCGCGCCCUUGACCGAAUCGUCUCAGUCGCCAGUCCAGCUUCCGUCUUCCCUCUCGCUACGCUCACUCCUGCAGCUACUACGAAUGGUCGUCUCCUCAAUGGCACGUCAUCGCCGAGUCCUGGUUCGGCGGAUAAGGAUUUCAUUGGCGGGGCUGAGCUGACGGAGAUACCAUGGAUAAGGCUUACGGGGAGUCCGACGCCGAUCCAUAACGGUCCAACCAGCGACUUGAGGACCGAGAGCACAAGCGUCAUCGAUGGACCAAAUGGAGCUGGAUCGGUGGAAACGGUCACGGUGAACGUGAACGGUGUACACAGCGCCCACCCCCGCGACGACAGCAACAUCAGCCACGGAAUCACCCAAGGAGAACUGCUACGUCAAGAGCAAGAAGCCGGAAUCGUGCCUGUACCAGCACCUACACCGAACGGAAGGGUCACGCGCAGCAGUGCCGCCGCUUCGGCUGCUGCGACAAGAGCUGUGGGUGGGGAUGUCGAAAACAUUCUGGACUCCGAGGAAAUUGAGCCCGUGCAUGCGAGAGGCCCGGAUGUGAUAGGGAUGGAGGACAUGGGACCGCAGACCCCGAGGAGUGGAUUGGCGGGUGGGAUUGACCUUGAGGGGGCGUUGGGACGGAGGGGGGAGGGUGAGACGAUGGCAGCUACGGUCGGGAGGGCGGCGGACGAGGAAGAGGAAAAGGGGGACGGGAAGGAUGAGACCAAAGACGGCGACGGGGACAUAGUUGUGGCGGAUGCAGAUGGAGUCGCGGAGGGCGACGAUGGGGCGGCAGACGAAAGUGGUGAGAACAAGGGACCGGAUGCGGUGGAUAGUACGACUUUGUGA